Molecule: messenger RNA, 1088 nt
Organism: Merops nubicus (carmine bee-eater)
Lineage: Eukaryota; Metazoa; Chordata; Aves; Coraciiformes; Meropidae
Gene: NSDHL
Product: NAD(P) dependent steroid dehydrogenase-like
Exons: 7
Coding region: 34-1077 (347 amino acids)
Biological process (GO): steroid biosynthetic process
Molecular function (GO): 3-beta-hydroxy-Delta5-steroid dehydrogenase (NAD+) activity
Source: RefSeq, a predicted model, not a curated record
AAGGCAUCUUGUUGACACUGAGUUACCUGAGAAAUGGCCACACGCCUCAGAUCGGCUGCUAAGCAGUGCACGGUGAUCGGCGGGUCGGGGUUCCUGGGCCAGCACCUGGUGGAGCAGCUCCUGGAGAAGGGCUACAGAGUCAACGUGUUUGACCUCCAGAAGAGACUGGAGAGUGACAGAGUGCAGUUCUUCCUGGGGGACCUCUGUGACAAAGAGGCUCUGCUCCCAGCCCUGAGAGGCUCCUGGGUGGUGUUCCACUGUGCCUCCCCAGCCCCUUCCAGUGACAACAGGGAACUCUUCUACCAGGUGAACUUCCUGGGGACCAAAGCAGUCAUUGAAGCCUGCAAAGAAGCUGGAGUGCAGAAACUGGUGUUAACUAGCAGUGCCAGUGUGGUUUUUGAGGGCACAGACAUAAAAAAUGGAUCAGAAGAUCUCCCUUAUGCAAGAAAACCCAUCGACUACUACACAGAGACCAAGAUCCUCCAGGAGAAGGAGGUGCUGAGUGCAAACGACCCAGACAACAAUUUCCUCACUGCUGCCAUUCGUCCCCAUGGGAUCUUUGGUCCUAGAGACCCUCAGCUGGUUCCUAUCCUCAUCCAAGCAGCCAAGAGUGGCAAAAUGAAGUUCAUAAUUGGGGAUGGGAAGAACUUGGUGGACUUCACCUAUGUGGAAAACGUGGUCCAUGGACACAUCCUGGCUGCAGAGAAUCUCCAGAAGGGCUCUCCCCUGUGUGGGAAGGCUUUCCAUAUCACAAAUGAUGAACCAGUUCCUUUCUGGGCUUUCCUGUCCCGCAUCUUGACUGGCCUGAACUACGACCCCCCCAAGUACCACAUCCCCUACUGGCUGGCCUAUCACCUGGCCCUCAUCCUGUCCCUGGUGCUGUGGCUCCUCAGUCCCCUGGUCACCAUCAAGGCCACCUUUACCCCCAUGAGGGUGGCUUUGGCUGGGACCUUUCACUAUUACAGCUGUGAAAGGGCCAAAAGGGACAUGGGCUACAAGCCAGUGGUGAGCCUGGAUGAGGCCAUAGCCAGGACUCUGCAGAGCUACCCCCACCUACGUCGGGCUGAGAGCUCCUAGAUGGAUUUCUU